This is a messenger RNA of Populus nigra (black poplar), 1412 nucleotides long. RefSeq lists its product as uncharacterized. The record is from RefSeq and is a predicted model, not a curated record. NCBI's taxonomy places the organism in Eukaryota, Viridiplantae, Streptophyta, Magnoliopsida, Malpighiales, Salicaceae. Bases 259 to 1179 code for a protein of 306 amino acids. The transcript has a single exon.
GUACACGCAAACUGUAUCCCAAUCAUUCAACUCUUACCAUUCUCAACAAAAUAAAGAAGUAAUACUCUUCUUCCCUUAGCACCAGCCCCUUGAUCAAUUCAACACACAAAUCCGAUCGACAAGCGAAUCUUUUCUUUCUCCAUUCCCACUGGUCGGCAUACCGUCUUGCCCGCUGCCCGCCUUUUCCCCUCCUUUCCCACUAGCCCCCCCCUCUCUAUAUAAACCUCCACACAUUGACCAUAACCUUUUAAUCUCAAAAUGUUCGUCAAACUCACCGUCACCGUUCUUUUCUUUCUAUACGCCGUCGCUUAUUCUCGUACUUCGUCAGAUCUACCAGAUGGGGACUUCACUCUACCCGAAUUACCAAGAUCCGAUCCGAAAGCCACGCCUGUUCUCUUCCUCCCAAGCCAGAAACCCGAAACUAAUGAGCCCGCAACUGAAAUAAAGUAUCCAGCUGAUGUAGAAAUCGAGGAGCAAAAGGAACCAGGAUUGUCAUCAACGGAGGUGAAGACGGAAUCGAUUGAGACAGCGGUGCCGCUAACAGUCGUGACUUUCCGUCCAACAAACCUUCACUUCUUGCCUCGACGCCCGUUACUCCCGGUACGCCAUCGUCACGGAUGCCAUCACGGCCACAAUAUGAUGAAGCCGCGUUUCUACGGUAAUGAUAUGGUCGUAUCCGGUGAGAAGGAUGAUGGUUUUGAACUUGGUGAUCAUCAGGCGACACGUGGCGUUGGUAGGCAGAUUCCUGCUAGGUGGACCAGGUUUCACCAUGGGGGUCAGAGGUUUUCUUUCUAUGAUGACGUGGCAAAUGGAGAGGAGAGGGAGUGGGGCCACAAGAUGCAUCAGGAGCACCACCACGAGCACGAUCAGGAGCACGAGCACGAUCACGAUCACGAGCACGAGCACGAGCACGAUCACGAUCACGAUCACGAGCACGAGCACGAGCACGAUCACGAUCACGAUCACGAGCACGAUGACGACGAGCACGAGCACCGGCACGAUCACGGGCACGGGCACGGGCACGGGCACGAGGAGCAGGAGCACGGGCACGAGGAGCAUGAGGGGCACGGGCAUAGGCAUGAGCAUGAUCAUGGGCAUGGGCAUGGGCAUGGGCAUGAGCAUGAGCAUGAAUGGGGAUUGUUCAAGGGGAUUCGCAAGUUUUUGACGCAUAAUUUUUGAGGAGAUUUGGAAGGUAUUAAUGUUAUUAUAAAUAUAUUAUGGGGGUGUUUAAAUAUGUGUUUAGUUUUGUGUUGUGGUUAAGUAAUGUAAAUAACAUCGGCAUCCUAUGAGAUGUAUCGUAGAAUACAUGUUCUAGUUUUAGUAGGAACUUUUAAAUAAUGCUGCUGCUGCUGCUGCUGCUGCGGUGAUGUUGCAGCAAUAGAUAUAUGAAUUUUACUAUAUUUUGUGCUCUA